Messenger RNA from Oncorhynchus keta (chum salmon), 1438 nucleotides. RefSeq names its product lnc RNA pou2af1 (gene pou2af3). The transcript has 5 exons. Gene Ontology annotation, molecular function: POU domain binding; DNA binding. The record is from RefSeq and is a predicted model, not a curated record. Lineage: Eukaryota; Metazoa; Chordata; Actinopteri; Salmoniformes; Salmonidae. The coding region runs from base 188 to 901 and encodes 237 amino acids.
AACUAAUACAUCCCUAGCUAUAUUAGGAUAUUAUUGUAUGCUCUGAGACAGUUUUAAUACUUGUGUGUUGAGAAUUUGUGUGAUUUUUAUGAAUAUUUCAUUAUAGCCCAUAUAACUGAGCCAGAAAAGGACAUUGUGGAAUCUCAUAACUGCUUUUCUUCCAGGACUCUUUCUUACAUUUUACAACAUGUCUGAUAAGCCAAAGGUGUACCAGGGCGUGCGGGUGAAGACAACUGUCAAAGAGUUGCUGCAACAGCAGAGAGCUCUCCAGACAGCAAUUAAAACAGUUAGAAUGAAAUCCCAGAGCUUGGCGAGUCAGGAUGUUUGCGUCUCCUCCUCCUUGCCAGGCCAUUAUUUUGAUUAUUUCCCUCAAGAGAUGAAUUCCAACGGCAGCUUUCAGCCGCGGGCCUUUCCAGACAGCAACGUUCAGAUGCAAAGCUUCGAUAAUCAACAAUUGAUAAGCAUGACGAUGCCCAACGAGACCUACAGCAGUGGUAUUAUGUAUCCCGCUACUUCAACAAAACUUUGGCCCCAGGAAAAUCACUCCCUGAAUAUGGACUAUUGCGUCAAUGGCAUGGCUCCCAGCUCACCAUCAGGUUCUCUAAAUAUGUCAAGUCCGGUCGAUUACAAUAGUUAUUCGCCACAGGAGUCUUACUCUUCGUCGUGUUACAACUCUCCGAACAGGAUGGACUCGAGUUAUGGGUUUGUUCCAGAGCACUACCACUACCAGCACUGUAACCUCCAGCACUGCUACUGCCUGUCCCAUUGGUCGGGUACACAGGAGAGCAUCUCCACUCCAGAAUACGCUAUUUAUGGCACAACAGACUGUGUACACGCCUCGCCUGUGGAUGCCAGCUAUUUCAGGCGGGAAUUGUCAAGUUCAGAGAUGUGUUACCUUUAAAGAUACUCUCGGUCUUUGUUUUCUGUGUAAAUACAGUAGAAUGUACAGUGAAAACAAUGUCUGUAACUCGAUGUCAAACGGUUGCACUUGUGGCACUUGUUUGAAGAUGUAGGCCUGCUUUGCAUUUCGGAGUGUUUGCUGUCAAAGUUUCCUCGGAGUUUCUGUUUUUGUUAUGAUUGGAAGAAUGCUUUUAGAAUUCAUGAGUUUGGCUAAAUGUUGCAAAUGUAUGGGCUUAGAGCUAUCUAGUUAGUUACUGACUGUGAUUUAGAUAUAUAAAAACAUUUUUUUUUUUACAAGAAAGUAUAUAUAUUUUUUUAUGGAUGCAUUCAUUUAGUAAAAUAAUUGAAAGGCCGACCCAAAGGAAAUUAGCAGCAUCAUCCCCAUCAACUCAAUGUUUCGUUUCCCUGUUCAGAUGCACACAGAAACUUAGUUAGAAACAUUAACUUAAAUUGAGUUUUUCAAGUCAUUGAAUCAUAUUUACGGCUAAAACCAGCCCCUUGUUGGACCCAAAUAAAAACCACUACACCUGCCACCACA